UGUGCUAGUGCUGAAUAAUGAUGAUCCCAGCACGCUUAUAAAAUGAUGAGGCAGAGCGCUCACCACAGAGCUGUUCCUUGCAGCCCUGGUCCUCUGCAGAGCAUCCCAACGCCUCGUCAGCCAAGGUCCAUUUCCCACCUGCAUCCCAGCGCAGCCAUGCUGGGCACAGCAGUGCGGCUCUCGGUCCUGCUUGGCCUCCUCGGCGUUGGGAAAGGCCAGAUGUUUCACAUGGGACCAUGCCCAGAUCCACCAGUCCAAGAAGACUUCGAUAUCAACAAGUAUUUGGGGAAAUGGUACGAGAUAGAGAAGCUGCCGUCAAGUUUCGAGAAAGGAAGCUGCAUCCAGGCAAAUUACUCGUUGAAGGAGAAUGGGAAGUUCAAGGUGAUCAACAAGGAGCUGCUUUCCAAUGGCAAAAUCAACGAAAUCGAAGGAGAAAUCAUGCAUAUGGAUGUCAAGGAGCCGGCCAAGCUGGGUGUCCGCUUUAACUGGUUCAUGCCUUCUGCCCCUUACUGGGUCAUCUCCACCGACUAUGAAAACUACUCACUGGUUUACUCCUGCACCAACAUCCUCUGGCUCUUCCACAUUGACUAUGCCUGGAUUAAAUCAAGAGCUCCCGAGAUGCACCCAGAAACCGUGGAGCACCUGAAGAGCGUUCUCCAGUCCUACAAGAUUGACACCGACAAAAUGGUGCCCACGGAUCAACUUAACUGCCCUCCCGAGAUGUAACUCCUGGAACGCAGUAACACAGCGCUAGACCAGCGAUGGACUUUGUUGCUUUCUUUAUUAGCCACUAGAAUUUCUCUGUGUAACAGCGAAAUGUAAUAAUCCUUUCGCUAAUGGUAGUCUGACCUGAGUUGCUCCUUGCUGUCAUUCCCUCUAUUGCUCUCGCCUGCUUUUUCAUCUCGCACUGACUUUUGCAGAGUAACUGACUGAAUCAAAGCUAAUGGGUGAAGGAAAGAAACCCUGAAGUGCAGACAUGAAGCUCUGCUGUUGCUGUGAGUCCUCCAGUACAUGGAUGGGAAAGGGUAUGAAAUGUGAUACGCAAGUAUUAGUUCCCGUGGAAAACCUUUUCUCAUGUGCCCCCAGGUUUGUUUCCCAUUUUUGUCUUGAUGCUUCUGGGCCUGCUAGGAGUCUACGGUGUCUAAGCUACACCUCGGGCACUGCCUUCCCAGUGGCAACAUCCAGACACGGGGACUGGGGAUCUUGAAUGUUUUCUGGUGCAGGCCUGUAGGUGUAUGUUACUGCCAAGUCAGCAGACCUUCUCACUAGAAGUCAGAUCUGGCACUUUGUAUUUAAAAUCUAAGAAGUCUGAAAAUGUCCAGAAAUUCAGCAGCGCUCCAGCCCCAGUGUCUGGAUGUGACUUGCCUCAAGUGAGGCUGGUCCUGCAUCCCUAAGGGGUCAGCUCUGAGAGCACCUGUAAGCAGACGGAGAAAGACAGGUCUGUUCCCUUGUCCUCUCCUCCCAAGGCUUCUUCCCAACCCCAAGAGACAGCAGGCUCUGCCUGACAUCCCACCCAUGCUUUUCUACGCGCUGAGUGCCCGCUGGCACUGCAUCUGCCCCGGCAGGUGCUCACCAGGCACCGCGACAACUCUGCUUGAAUAGCAUUGAUGCAACUCAUUAAAAAUGAAAUCAAAA
Messenger RNA from Tyto alba (common barn owl), 1635 nucleotides. It is a transcript of the gene APOD, whose product is annotated as apolipoprotein D. Gene Ontology annotation, biological process: tissue regeneration; brain development; lipid transport. The transcript has 5 exons. Gene Ontology annotation, molecular function: cholesterol binding. Lineage: Eukaryota; Metazoa; Chordata; Aves; Strigiformes; Tytonidae. The record is from RefSeq and is a predicted model, not a curated record. The coding region runs from base 43 to 726 and encodes 227 amino acids.